Molecule: messenger RNA, 3376 nt
Organism: Hypanus sabinus (Atlantic stingray)
Lineage: Eukaryota; Metazoa; Chordata; Chondrichthyes; Myliobatiformes; Dasyatidae
Gene: mphosph8
Product: M-phase phosphoprotein 8
Exons: 14
Coding region: 62-2677 (871 amino acids)
Cellular component (GO): nucleus; cytoplasm
Molecular function (GO): protein binding
Source: RefSeq, a predicted model, not a curated record
CGAAACCGUCAACAGCCCGCCUCUGUCUUUUCCAAGUGCGUCGUGUUGGCCGUGCAGAACGAUGGCGGCCGCAGAGAAGUCCGAGCAGGAAAGCGAGCCGGAGGAGGAUGUGUACGAGGUGGAGAAGAUAGUGGACAUGAAGAUUUCAGAGGGUCAAGUUUUCUACAGAGUUCACUGGAAAGGCUACACUUCUGAAGAUGAUACUUGGGAGCCAGAGGCUCAUUUGGAGGACUGCACAGAAGUGCUUCAAGUUUUCAAACAGAAAGCAGCAGAAAAAUCACCUGCAAGAGACAAUCAGAAGCUUACCUUAGACAAAGAUAUUUUUGAAGAUGAAUCUACCGAUGAUUAUGAUACAGCAAAAGAAAUCUCUUCACCAAAGACCAAAAAGAAAAAGAAGAGAUCUAAAACUGAAUUGGACAUAAAACAGGACAGUCCCAAACUGGGGAAAAAAUUCAAAUCUAGCAGAUCAAAUAGUGGUGAUCUAGGAGAUACCUCAGGUGAAAAUUUGAGAGAUCUCUCAGAUGAUGAUAAAGUGAAGAAAAAAAAUUCAAGUGAUUUGAAGAAACAGAAGAAAAAACAUAGUGAGACAAACAAUUUUUUAUUGGAACCAGCUCCACAACAUGACUUCUUAUUAGAAACACCAUUAACCCAUGAUAAAUGCAAAGAUCAGGAAAAAUUCGAUUCUAUGAAUUCAACAUUAGAACAAUUGAAGGAGCGGGACCAACCAGACACUCCUAUAGUAUCUAUCAGAUCUUUAGAAAGUUCAGAAGAAGAUGACUUUGAACUUAAUUUAAAGAGAAAAAAGAAGAAAAUGGACAAAGUGACUAAUACCAAGCAAGAAAUAAAGUUACCGAAACAGAAUAAAAAUCAGAAUAAAGAUUAUCUGGAAAAGAAAAAUAUACAGAAAAAAAAUAACAGUCAUGCCCAGAAAAACAAAAGUCAUGAGAAACGUAAAGAAAAUUUAUCAUCUUUAAAAUCGGGAGGAACUGAAAUUAAGGUUCCGAAAUUUCAGCAAGAAUCCAAAAGCAGAAAGUCAAUAGAAGGGGAAAACAGUACCACACCUAAAUCUGAUUCUGUGAAACUGGUUAAAAAAUUGAGUAAAAUACAAAAUAUGAUUGAUACUUCACGCUCUGGGACUGAGAAGGUAAUUCAUGGUUCUGAAUCAAAUGUAACAACUUCAGGACAGCUACCCCUGUUCACUGAGCCUAGUCUGUUUGACAAAUUACAACUGGAUUGUGAUGUUAAUAGAGAAAAUGUGAAGACUGAUAAAUCAAACUGCUUAGCAGUAAAUACUGAGAAGCUGGAAAUAGUUAAAACAACAACCCAGCCCUAUUCCCGGGAGAAGUUGACAAAGAAAGGUGAAAGACCCAAAGAGAUGUCUGAUAAGAGGCAGGAUACAGACAAAGGGCGAAAGGAGCAAAAUGUGGACCACAAUAAUCGAGAGAUGAAGGGCCUUUUUGACAAGUUUCUCAUUCCCUUUACUGAUGUCACUGAUUCUGAGGAUAGGAAAGAUAAAGAUCCAGUUUCCCAUUAUCCUAAAUUUGAGGAGAAUCAAAAUAAAGAGAAUCAGCUACAAAAAGAUAAGAGAAAAGAGAAUGAUUCACAACUGCAAAUGGCACUUGAAGAAACUCAUAAAAAUAUUGAGACCAUUCAUCAUAAUGAAGAGAAUGCAGAAGACAAAAUGCCAAAGUUGGGUGUAGGCCUACAACUUGAUUGGAUGACAUUAGAAGAUUUUCAGAAACAUCUGGAUGGAAAUGAUGAUUUGCGUGCUCCACCAAAAAUAAUAUCCAAUAGUGUUUUGCGUGAUGCCGUGAGAAGUGGAAACUACUUGACAGUAAAACUUGCUUUAAAUUCAAGAGAAGAAUAUAAUCUGGAUCAAGAGGACCCUAGUGGAAUGAAUCUAGUCAUGUUUGCAGCUGCUGGAGGACAGGAUGAUAUUCUUAGAUUACUCAUCAAGAAGGGUGCAAAGAUCAGUUCUCGACAAAAAAAUGGUACCACUGCACUGAUGCAUGCUGCUGAGAAGAAUUAUCUGACAACAGUUGCUAUUCUUCUGGAAGCAGGUUCCCAAGUUAAUGCUCAACAGAUCAGUGGAGAAACUGCAUUAAUGAAGGCUUGUAAGAGAGGAAAUUCUGACAUAGUAAGACUUCUUCUAGAAUAUGGUGCUGAUUGUGGGAUCCUUUCUAAACAUCAGAACAGUGCUCUAUACUAUGCUAAACAGAGCAAUAACAUACUGGUCUAUGACCUGCUAAAGAAUCAUGUGGAAACCAUAUCCAGAGUGAUAGAUGAGACAAUUAGGGAUUAUUUUGAAGCACGUCUGUCAUUGCUGGAACCUGUGUUUCCUGUAGCUUGUCACAGACUUUGUGAAGGCCCAGAUUUUGCUUUGGACUUCAACUACAAACCUCAGUACAGUUCUGGUGAAGGAACUGGGAUUCUACUCUUCAUCUUCCAUGCAAAUUUUUUUAGUCAUGACCAUAUAGUGGCUAAACUCUGUGGAUCGUGCAGUGUUCAGGCUGUUAUUCUAAAUGAUAAAUUUCAGCUUCCCGUAUUCUUGGAUAGUCAUUUUAUUUAUUCCUUCAGUCCUGUGCCUGGCAGUAAUAAAUUAUUUAUUAGACUUGCUGAUGCUCCUACUGCUAAGGUAAAGCUGCUUAUUUGUGCAUAUAGAGUACAACUCCAGUGAAUGUCUUCAGUGCAAUCCUCCCUUCCUACAAGUGGAAUAAUUAGCAUGGACAGUUUGUGUGAGCAAGUUGUUUUCUUGGACAACACCUCUAGGAUAGUUGGAAUUUUAUUUUUUUCCACCAGAGUCUCAAUCUGUAUGGAAAUAAUCCUUGGACCUGUUAUAAACUUAAAUAUACAAGUAUAAGUUUACACAAAUUAAUUACUGUAUGUUUUUAAAGUUGUCUUUUUGUAGAUGGCGGACAGUAUUUGUUAAAUAGUUGGUAUAGUGUCUAUUUGCAUGUAAGAAUUUCUACAAACUUCUUCCACAAUGUGGAAUAGAAAAAAAAACAAUUUUUGCAUAUUUAUGAAAAGUACUUUUGAACAUGAUCAUCAUGUUUGUAUCAGUCUCAUUGUUUUUAUUCAUGUGUUGCAGAGCAGAUUCAAUUGGUUUAUUUUAUUAUGCUCAUGUUAACAUCAUUACAGAAUGAUGGGCAAGUUGAUGAUCUGCUUUGAGGCCUCUACUGUAAUUGACAGUAUUGAAGGCCAGGAUCAAUUCGCAUUUGAAAAUGAAGCUCCUGCCAUCACUUCACCACCAUGUCAUUUGUUUUUUGGUGUGUCACUGUCAGUUGUUCACUAUUUAUGAAUCUGUUUAUCAUGUAAAGAUGCAUUGUAAACUUUGGCAUUCAUUUUAAAUUCACUGUAUAAAUGGCACUUGAUAACA